Messenger RNA from Heterobasidion irregulare TC 32-1, 2098 nucleotides. RefSeq lists its product as uncharacterized. Gene Ontology annotation, biological process: tRNA wobble uridine modification; tRNA methylation. Gene Ontology annotation, cellular component: cytosol. Bases 1 to 2004 code for a protein of 667 amino acids. Lineage: Eukaryota; Fungi; Basidiomycota; Agaricomycetes; Russulales; Bondarzewiaceae. The transcript is spliced from 16 exons. Gene Ontology annotation, molecular function: flavin adenine dinucleotide binding. The record is from RefSeq and is a predicted model, not a curated record.
AUGCUCCAGCUCACGCGAAGCACCUACAAGCGCAGCCUACAGUCGGGAAGAGUACGAACGUACGCUGCCAAGGCACAUACAGGUCGUUAUGAUGUCUGUGUCAUUGGCGGUGGUCAUGCAGGCUGUGAAGCUGCCGCAGGCUCAGCACGCACAGGUGCACGGACCCUUUUACUCACUCAGCGGUUGGACACGAUAGGAGAAUUGUCCUGUAAUCCCUCCAUUGGUGGUGUCGGCAAAGGGACCCUCGUCAGAGAAAUCGAUGCGCUUGAUGGCGUUAUGGGCAGGGUAGCGGACAAGGCUGGGAUACAGUUCCAUAUAUUGAAUCGAUCAAAAGGCGCUGCCGUAUGGGGCCCACGAGCUCAGAUUGACCGCACACUCUAUAAACGGCACAUGAAACACACGCUAUCCAGUUACCCAAACCUCGAUAUAUGGUCCGGAAGCGUUUUCGAUCUUGUCUUUGAUAAAAGCCGUUUCAAUGACGAGUCGGACGCAAAUCAGGAGAGAUGGGGCACGGUCAAUGGCGUUCGUCUAGACUCGGGCGAGGUCAUUGACUGCUCCCGCGUCAUCCUCUGCACGGGCACCUUCCUCUCUGGAGAGAUUCACAUCGGGAUGAAACGCUUCCCCGCUGGGCGUAUGAACGAACAACCUACGCAUGGCCUGUCUGCUUCCCUCAACGCGGCCGGAUUCCAGCUCGGGCGUCUUCAGACUGGCACCCCGGCACGACUUGAUGGCAGCACGAUCAAUUACGAUGGCAUGGAGCGCCAGGAUGGAGAUCGAGAGCCUCAUCCAUUCAGUUUCAUCAAUCGAACGGUCGACAACAAGGAUAACCAAGUGGCAUGUUUCAAAACCUUCACCACGCCGGCCACGCACAAACUCAUCCGGGACAGCAUGCAUGGUAGCGUUCACAUUCAGGAGACCAAGAAGGGCCCAAGAUACUGCCCUUCCCUUGAGGCCAAGGUCACCCGAUUCGCACAGAAGGAGAAUCACACGAUCUGGCUUGAGCCCGAAGGAUAUGAGUCCAACCUCGUUUAUCCCAAUGGCAUCUCAAAUAGCAUGUCAGAGGAGCUGCAAGAGCCUAUGUUGCGCACAAUACCAGGGCUAGAGAAUGUCAAGAUGGUGAAGCCGGCGUAUGGCGUUGAGUAUGACUUCGUAGACCCAAGAGAGUUAACUGCUACUCUUGAGACAAAACGGAUCAAGGGUCUUUUCCUUGCCGGUCAAAUCAACGGCACCACAGGAUACGAAGAAGCAGCAGCUCAGGGAGCUAUAGCGGGCAUAAACGCUGGAUUGGAGGCGCAGCAACGUCCCCCCUUGAUUGUCACCCGUGCCGAUGGAUAUGUGGGCGUGAUGAUUGAUGAUCUGAUCACACGGGGUGCGGAAGAACCCUACCGCAUGUUUACUUCGCGAUCUGAAUACCGUAUGACGCUACGAAGCGACAAUGCAGACGCGCGCCUAACCGAGAAAGGCAGGGUGGCUGGUGUGGUGUCAGACGAGCGAUGGGCGAUCUUCAAUAGAACACGGGACGAGAUGGGGCGGGUUAUGCAGCUCAUGAAGGGGCUAGCCUUGAGUCCUCAAGGGUGGGAGAAACAUGGAUUUGACGUGCGUCGAGACGGGGUCAUGCGAAGCGCUUUUGACAUGCUUCGGUACCCCCAGCUGCGAACAUCUUCCUUUUUCAAAACCAUUCCGGAACUCGCAUCCGUGGACCCAUAUAUUCUCUCUCGUAUAGAUAUCGAUGGUCGCUACUCCUCACACCUUCGUCGGCAAGAAGCGGAUCUACGCGCGUUUAUGGAGGACGAAAGCCUUGAAUUACAACAUGGAAUCAACUACUCUGAAGUUGUUGGCUUGAGCUCCGAAGAGAAGGAGCGGCUAGCCCGUGUUCGACCCCGAAGCCUUGGGGCUGUCAAGCGAAUGGAAGGUAUGACGCCUAAGGGCGUCAUUGCUCUGCUCAGGCAUGCUAAGCGCACCUUCGGACGGGCGCAAGCGGUGCUCCAGCCUGCCGUACUUUAGCUGCAAGUACACUUCUUUCAUGAAGAACACCCGAGGGCUUCCCAUUCCGUAAAUUACAUGAGGACCACUAAUUCACACUUGCUCGUAUUUCACG